AUGGAUCUCUUCUCAAGCUUCUUCUCUCCUUCAUUUGCGCCGAACGUAGAACCUGCCACCACUUGCCUCCAGGCCCACGAUGCCGUCAUUGGCUCGUUACCCGCUUCACAUUCGAACGUCAAUGCCGUCGCGGUGAAUCAAAAUCUCGCCGUCAUCCCGGGCAAUUGGGAGAGCGGUGAUUUGAGUGCGUAGUAGACCCGUGCUUCCCUCGGUGCGAGCAAAGUCAUUGACACUGGACUCAGCAUCUCCCCUCUACGACAUUGUUCCAGACGAACCAUGCGUAGCGAACGCUCUGUCCCAAGUCAAGAAGUCCGACUUCAUCGCUUUCGACUCUUCCUUCCUCGACAUCAUCGGUCCUGAAGCGAAGCUGGAACGCAUCCAAGCCUUCCCAAGCAAUGCACAGAACGUCCACGAAGCACCCGUAUACCUUCCGGAGACGAACGAAUUGCUCUACUCCGAUACCUCCCUCGCCGGCGUGCUCUUCGCACUCAACAUCGAUACGCACAAGGUACGUCGACAACAUAUCCUCCACGAACCCCAAUCCCACCAGUCAACUUCUUCUCACCUCGUCUCGUCUCGUCCUUCUCUCUAGAUCCGCAACAUCACCCUCCACCCGCCCCUCCAGAACAUCAACGGCGCAACCCCCCAUCCAAACGGCCUCGUCUACAUCGCCACAAACGGCGGUCCCGUCCGCGGUAUCUUCUCCCUCAACACCACUUCCGGCCAAACCACCCCGCUCCUCAACAACUAUCGCGGUCGACAUCUCAACUCCCCCAACGAUCUCAUCUUCUCCUCCUCCGCAUCACACCUCUACUUCACCGACCCCACCUACGGAUCCGACCAGUCCUGGCCGGGCGUCCAAGCCCCCGAACUCCCCAAUGCCAUCUAUCGAUUCGACCUGAAGACGAAGAAUCUCGUCGCGCUCUCCAACUCCGUCAUCGGGAAACCGAAUGGUCUCGCGCUCAGUCGCGACGAGAGGACGCUCUACGUGGCGGAUUCCUCCUCCACGACGUUCCAGCUCGCGGACCAGAGGGCCGUUUUCGCCUUCUCCCUCACCCGACUUGGUCUUCUCGAAAACCCUCGAAUGAUCCAUCAGAUUGAAUCCGGGUGGCCCGAUGGUUUACGCGUUACGCAUCGAGGCUAUCUGCUCGUGGCUGUAGCCGGUGGAGUCGAUGUCCUGAAUCCGAAAACGGGACAACUCUUGGGUAAGAUUAAUGCGCCUGAUGAUUGGAUUUUUAAUUUGGAGCCUGUGACAAGAGGGAAUGGGAAGGGAGAGGGGAUCUGGUUAUUGACGGGGAAGAACUAUAUCUAUAAGGUUACAGUGAAGGAAAGGGGGGUUGAACGAGGGGGUCUGGUGGAGGGGGUGCAGAAGGUUUUAGGACGAUUGAUCAUCCCGAGUAUUUGA
Molecule: messenger RNA, 1405 nt
Organism: Lecanosticta acicola
Lineage: Eukaryota; Fungi; Ascomycota; Dothideomycetes; Mycosphaerellales; Mycosphaerellaceae
Source: the annotation of a GenBank genome assembly